AUGUCAUCAUCAAUUAUUACAUCACUGGCUGUAGCUAGUAAACAAAUAACUCUUUAUUUGGGCACAUUUACUCUUAUUGCUGGUGUUAUUGGUGGAUUACUCAAUAUCGUUGUUUUUCUUAGUCUGAAAACUUUUCGAGAAAGUUCUGCUGCAUAUUAUUUGACUAUUAUGUCUAUUGUCAAUAUAGGUCAACUGCUUACAGGUUUACUUUCUCGUAUUAUGACUAGUGGUUUUAAUAUAGAUUGGACAUUAACAUCUUUAUUUUAUUGCAAAUUUCGAUUGUACUGUUUUAAUACAUGUGCAAUGAUAUCAAUGACUUGUAUUUGUUUGGCAAUCAUUGAUCAAUAUUUAGCCACUUCUCCUCGUGUACAAUGGCGUCAAUUGUGUAAUAUGAAAAUAGCUCGUCGUUUAGUAUUCCUAUUUGUUCUUAUUUGGAUUAUUCAUAAUAUUCCUUUUAUGAUCUAUAAUGAUCAUAUUAUACUGCAAACGACAGGUCAAGCUACGUGCAUAAACACGAAUAAUAUUUUUCAACAAUAUGUUUCUUAUGGUACUGCUUUUGUAAUUGGAAAAGUUAUUCCUAUUUGCAUUACAUUUGUGUUUGGACUUUUGGCUUAUCAUAAUGUACAACAACUAGGUUAUCGAACAGUACCUCUUAUCCGUCGUGAACUAGAUAAACAAUUAACAGUGAUGAUUUUAGUUCUCAUUGUUUUUGCUUUCUUUACUAAUAUGCCAUAUAUUAUUGUAACCAUUCUAUUAGCAAUACCACAAUUCACUCAAGAUCCUGUCCUUUCAGCACAAAUACAAUUUGCCAAUCUUAUGGCCAUAUAUCUUGUUUAUAUAUAUUUUGCAAGUCCAUUUUACAUCUAUGUAUGUGUAUCUAAUCGAUUUCGUCGACAAUUGAUACAUGUAUCAUUUGAGAUAUAUCUCAAUCGAUUGCAACCAGGAAGAGUGGCAAUCAAUCAAGUUAUGCCAGAAACUUGA
Adineta steineri is the source of this 981-nucleotide messenger RNA. The record is from the annotation of a GenBank genome assembly. Lineage: Eukaryota; Metazoa; Rotifera; Eurotatoria; Adinetida; Adinetidae.